CAAAGCCUCACAGAAAACUGAAGCUGCGAAAAAGGCAAAGAAGAUUGAAAUAGAUGUUAAUUUUAAGGCAAUCCAAGAGGCUUAUGCAGUGUUGGUCGAUCCCGUAGAAGAGCUUUGCAUGUCAUUUGAUAUAGAACAAUUGAGAGGUUUGUGUGAGAAAAUGGAAGGUAAAGAGGUGUUAGAGCAAGCGGAAGCUCUAAGAGAUGCACUGAGUUGCAAGAAAGACGCGGUUGAUGAGAAAAGUAAUCAACAAAAUGGCUCUGUCAAGGUUAAUGGAAGCAGUAAUUCUCUAGCAAGCUACGUUGAGAAGAAGGAGAAACCUUGGACUAAAGAAGAGAUCGAGCUAUUGAGAAAAGGAAUACGAAAGUUUCCCAAAGGAACUUCAAGGAGAUGGGAGGUUGUUUCAGAAUACAUUGGCACUGGAAGAUCUGUUGAAGAAAUAAUGAAAGCAACUAAAACUGUCCUCCUCCAGAAGCCCGAUACAGCCAAAGCUUUUGAUACAUUUCUUGAGAAGAGGAAACCAGCUGCACAAACAAUUGCAUCUCCACUGACAACCAGAGAAGAAUUGGAAGGAGUAUCAGUACCAGCAGCAACAACAACAACUGAAAAUGGUGCUGCCAAAACAACAACAGUACCAACUCCGACGACAACAACACUGACACCGAUAACAACAAACAGCAUCAGUUCGGAAGACUCUCAAGGAGUUUUUGAGCAAGAGGUGUGGUCUGCAGUGCAGGAAAGAGCAUUAGUUCAAGCUUUAAAAACCUUUCCAAAGGAAGCUAGCCAAAGAUGGGAACGGGUUGCUGCAGCUGUAACUGGGAAGAUUGUUGGUCAGUGCAAGAAAAAAUUCGCCAUGAUGAAGGAAAGUUUCAGGAACAAGAAAGCGGCUGUUUGAUUUAUCAUUCAUAACACAUCUAUCCAUGGAAUUAUGAAAAUAGAUGUUGCAUCAAUCUGAUGGGUAUGCAAUUUCUCAAGUAAUUUAUACUUCACACCGUAGUUUGAUCUAUGGAAUACAUUUACUUAUCUAUUUGUCUUGAUUAUUUAGACC
Medicago truncatula (barrel medic) is the source of this 1048-nucleotide messenger RNA. RefSeq names its product transcription factor MAMYB. Gene Ontology annotation, cellular component: cytosol. Gene Ontology annotation, biological process: regulation of translational fidelity; 'de novo' cotranslational protein folding. The coding region runs from base 119 to 895 and encodes 258 amino acids. The transcript has a single exon. The record is from RefSeq and is a predicted model, not a curated record. NCBI's taxonomy places the organism in Eukaryota, Viridiplantae, Streptophyta, Magnoliopsida, Fabales, Fabaceae. Gene Ontology annotation, molecular function: ribosome binding; Hsp70 protein binding.